This is a messenger RNA of Anopheles marshallii, 831 nucleotides long. RefSeq names its product microfibril-associated glycoprotein 4-like. The transcript is spliced from 2 exons. The coding region runs from base 1 to 831 and encodes 276 amino acids. Lineage: Eukaryota; Metazoa; Arthropoda; Insecta; Diptera; Culicidae. The record is from RefSeq and is a predicted model, not a curated record.
AUGUGUAAGAUCAACCUUCUGUGCGCAUUAAUCGUGUGGUGUACCAUCACAGUUGGUGUUGAAGUUGGUACUUCAAGCAUGAUUCAAGAUAUUCCGCAGCAACAGCAACAACAAACCGAAAACCAGUUAUGUGAUCAGAGCUGUCAGAUAGUCACACCGCAACAGAACAUCACGCAGAAUCCGCAUGAUAAAGUGUACAGAACCUGUGGAGAGGUUCCCUCUUCGGGCGUAUACACCAUACAACCGGAAAAACCCUUCAAGCAACCGAUGAGCGUGUUGUGUGAUCAAAAGUACGAUUCUGGCAGAUGGACCGUGAUACAGCAUCGGUUCAAUGGAUCCACAAACUUCUAUCGCAAUUGGAAAGAGUACAAGAACGGGUUUGGAAAUCUGGACGGUGAGUUCUGGUUGGGCUUGGAUCGUAUUUAUCAACUGACAGUGUCACGACCGUACGAGUUGGUGGUGGUGCUGGAAGAUUUUGGUGGCAAUAAGACGUACGCGAAAUAUGAUCUGUUCGAGAUUGGAGACGAGAGCCAAAAGUAUGAAGCGACAAAGGUUGGUGGAUAUACGGGAACGGCGGGUAAUUCUUUCAGUGGCACCACGGGCAUGAAAUUUUCAACAUUCGACGCGGAUAACGAUAUAUGGGAAAAGCACUGUGCAGUCACAUUUACCGGCGCCUGGUGGUACAACAAUUGCCAUAUGAGCAAUCUCAAUGGAAAAUAUCUUCGAGGGGAAACGAAAGAAUAUGCAACUGGCAUGGUAUGGGCCACCUUUCGGGGGCAUCAUUACGCACUUAAAACAUCAAAAAUGAUGAUAAGACCAAAGAAGGUUUAA